AUGGUAUGAGGCAUCUCGCCGUUGUUCGUCUGACCACGAUGUCUUCAGUUUCUGUGCCCUUUGUCAGAUCUCCUGGUUCGUCAGGUCCAUAAUUGAGUUCCUUGUUUGGUCAUGUAGAUUAUCCCGAAGAAGAAUCGCCGCGAGAUCUGCAAGUACCUUUUCCAAGGUGUGUAGUGAUGAUGAUUAGGGUUGAGGGCUCCCUUUCUAGGUCACCUGCUCUCUUUUUUUUUUUCCUUUCCACUUAUUUUCUUUCAUCCCUGUCGUGAUGUUGUGUUGGUGAUGACAGAGGGGGUGCUCUACGCAAAGAAGGACUUCAACUUGCCGAAGCACCCGUUGAUCGACGUGCCGAACCUGCAGGUAAUCAAGCUGAUGCAGAGUUUUAAGUCGAAGGAGUACGUCAGGGAGACGUUCGGAUGGAUGCACUACUACUGGUUCCUCACGAACGACGGUAUCGAGUUCCUUCGUACCUACCUUAACCUUCCGUCGGAGAUCGUCCCCGCCACCCUUAAAAAGUCCGCUAAACCCUUACCGUCCCGCCCCAUGGGCGGCCCCGGUGACCGCCCACCUAGGUAUUUAUCCUGCAUUUCCCACUUCUGUUAAUUUUCAUCUGACAAGUAUUUAUAAUCCUUCUAACCAUUUUUUUGAGUAUUUUCAGGAGAUUUGAUGGAGACAGGCCGAGGUUUGGGGACAGAGAUGGUUAUCGUGGGGGUCCCCGAGGAGGUACAGGGGAAUUUGGCGACAAGGGCGGUGCUCCUCCCGAGUUCCAGCCUUCUUUCCGGGUAAGCACCAAUUUAUAUAGUUCCUUCCUCUUUCCGUGGUGUUGAUUACCACUUGGAAGUUAGUGAUUAGUGUGCUUACGAUUUUGCCUUAUUAUCAUAGAUGUUUUUUCCUUAGUUAUCUGUGAUCGAAAUAGUCGGGUGGUGAUGGAGACUUGUUUCUUGAUGAGGUCUGCGAGAUGCCAUCUCUAGGAUAUAAUGUAGGCUUGGUUUCCAGUCUGGAGGACGAAUCAUCGCUAAUGUAAUCCAUAUCUGAGCUGAAAUGAAGAAUGAAAAUUUUUAGUGUUCGUGGAUCCGCACCCACUCGACCAAAAUUAUUUCUCUCGAGGAAAAGUUUGGAUGGCUGUUUGAGGAGUGUAAGCAAAGCUUAGAUUGUCAAUUAUGAUGGCAUGGUCUACAUCCAAUCAUGUCGAUUUCUUCUUGGGUCAUUUUGUAUGUGGUUUUAGUACUCUGAAUGUGCCAAUCUUUUCAUAAUUGAUCUUUAAAGGGGAUUGGGAACCGCUAAUAUCCUAACUUGGGAGGAUUACGUGAAGGCUCUUCCAUGUUCUCCUGUUGGAGUUGUUGAUAUUGCCACUGAGAAUGAGUGCUGGCGAGAAGAGAAAGUCAAGUGGGUGUGCAGAGAAAGUCCAUUGAUUUCAUUUAUAGUUGAUUUAUGUGGUUUUUUUGGUGAGCUGGCGUGAUUAGGUGUGCUAGGGUUCUAAUUAAUUAUCAGAAUUUAGAUUCCAUUUAUGAUUUAAUGUUCUGAGAUUUUAGCUAUUCAUCUGUGAAUUCAAUAAUAUUAUUUUACGUUGACAGAUUAUAUCGUUUUGGAUCCUAUUUUUUUUUACAGGUGAUCUCUAUUUUUUUAUCAUAGAUGUUGAAAGUAAUAGGGACUAUUCGAUAUUAAACAGUAAUUUCUUGUCUUCUUCUUUUUUCAGUGUUUCGAUUCAUGUUUCCUUCUCUAAGAAAAUCACCAGGAUAUGUAGAGCCCCCCAUUACUUUCAACAUCCAUGAGCAAAAAAUAGAGAUCACCUUUAAAAAAAUAGGAUCAAAACGAUGAAAAAGCUAAAAUCGUUUUCCGUAAUUGACGGCCAUCAGCGGCGGGUCUUCAAAUGAAUUCGUUGAAUUUUUUAGCUCAUAUUUUGGAAUAAGAAACUUCUUAACCACGAACUCAGACUGAAAUUAUGAAGAUUAAUCAUAUCUACUGUGAAAAUACGAGAAAUAUACACAAUUUACCAGAUGUGGAUGGGAAUCUCAACCAGAUUCCUUGUCCUUGUCAUGGUACAUAUUCUUGUUCUAUCAGAUCAUAAGCCCGUCGAAGAAAUAACCAAUGUUGCAGACCAAUUUAUUUGAGCCAUUUAUAGGAUUAUCCCCAGGGAUUAAAAGUGUUCCUAUUUUGUUGAUGGAGAGUGUUGCUAACUUGCCUCUAUUGCUUCUCCUCAGGGCGGCGAAAGGCCCGCUUUUGGCCGGGGUGGCGGCGGCUUUGGUGCUUCAGGCGGCGGCGGUGCUUACCGGCCUCCUGGUUCUUCUUCCCUUGAGUAA
This is a messenger RNA of Spirodela intermedia, 2297 nucleotides long. NCBI's taxonomy places the organism in Eukaryota, Viridiplantae, Streptophyta, Magnoliopsida, Alismatales, Araceae. The record is from the annotation of a GenBank genome assembly.